Messenger RNA from Mytilinidion resinicola, 846 nucleotides. Its product is annotated as alpha-soluble NSF attachment protein. The transcript has 14 exons. Bases 1 to 846 code for a protein of 281 amino acids. NCBI's taxonomy places the organism in Eukaryota, Fungi, Ascomycota, Dothideomycetes, Mytilinidiales, Mytilinidiaceae. Gene Ontology annotation, molecular function: soluble NSF attachment protein activity; syntaxin binding. Gene Ontology annotation, cellular component: SNARE complex; vacuolar membrane. Gene Ontology annotation, biological process: intracellular protein transport; SNARE complex disassembly. The record is from RefSeq and is a predicted model, not a curated record.
AUGGCUCAAGAUCCCAGGGUGGCUUUACAGAAGGCCGAUAAGGCACUUGCGGGUGCGGGAUCCGGAUUCAGCUUCUUUGGAGGUCGCUCCGAUAAAUAUGAGAACGCCGCGGAUCUCUACAUCCAAGCCGCCAAUGCAUUCCGCAUGGCGAAGCAGGGAAUGGAAGCAGGACGGGCCUUUGAGAAGGCCGGAUCGAUUCAGCUCACGAAUCUGAACGAGCCAGAUGACUUUGCGAAUACCAUGACUGAAGCCUUCAAGGCGUACAGGAAAGAGUCGCCAGAAGAUGCCGCGAGGUGUCUCGAUAAAGCCAUAUCACACUACGCCAGUAAAGGCAAUUUCCGACGAGCUGCAACUCACAAACAGAACAUCGCCGAACUCUUCGAGGUGGAGCUUCAAGAUGAAGGACGAGCUGCCGCUGCUUACGAAGAGGCCGCAUCUUGGUACGAAACUCUUGCAAACAAGCUAUGGCUGAAGACUGCGGAUCUGGUCGCACUCGAGGGCAAAGACUAUGAGCGCGUCGCAAAGAGUUCAGUUCAGAACAAUCUGAUGAAGUGGUCGGUCAAGGAGUAUCUUCUCAAAGCCGGAAUCUGUUCGCUAGCUACUGGAGACAUGGUCGGCGUCAAUGCCGCACUGGAGCGAUACCGCGACCUCGACAACAGCUUCUCCCAACAACGGGAACACCAACUCCUCGUCGACUUGGCCGAAGCAUGCAAGGAAGGCGACCAAGAGAUGUUCGCAGACAAGCUCUUCCAGUAUGACCAGAUGUCUAAGCUGGACAAGUGGAAAACUACUAUCCUGCUGAGGAUCAAGAACAGCAUCGAGUCAGUUGAGGAGGACUUCUCUUGA